AAUUACGACAGUCGUAAACUGAGGUUUCCUGACGGCUUCCUCGCUUUACGACAGCAACAACUAUGGCAGCGUUCAGUGGAAGAUUCGAAAGUGCUAAGAGUAUCGAAGAGCGAAAAGAACGGAUCCGAAUUGCACGGGCGGAAGUAUUACGCCAGGCCAAAAGUAAUUUUGAAAAAGAACAAAGAUGCAAAGAACUUAAGCAACUUCGAGGUGAGGACACAUGGAUGCUACCUGAUGUGAAUGAGAGAAUUGAACAGUGCUCACAGGAACACUCUGUGAAGAAAAAGAAGAAAAAGGACAAGCAUUCAAAAAAAGUGAAGAAAGAGAAGAAAAAGAAGAGCAAGAAACAGAAAUGUGAAAAACAGAGUGAGUCGGCUGACAGUUCCUCAAGCUCUGAUGAGUGGGUUGAGGCCAUCCCUUCCCAGACACCUGUUAAAGAAAAGACCUGGAAAGUGAAAGACAGAAGGCCAGAAAAAGCAUGUGACAGCCACAUUAUGCAGCGGGAUGAGUGGAUGACUGUUGAUUUUAUGUCUGUCAAAACUGUGUCCUCAUCAUCACUCAAAGCUGAAAAGGAAUCUCUAAGGAAAAUAGAGCGGGAGAAAGCCCAAGCGCUAGAACAGUCCAAACUACAAGAAAGAGAAUUGAAUCCAUAUUGGAAGGACGGUGGGACAGGUCUACCAUCAGAAAAUUGUAUACCGGCAGUUACUAAAGCUUCAGGAGUAGAAGAUGGAGGAUUAAGCUGGCUAAGAAAGUCUUAUCAAAGAAUGAAGGAACAAGCUCAAAAAGAAAACAGAAACUUUGAGGAUAUUGUAGUGGAAAAAUAUGGGUCAAUGGAAAUAUUUCAGUCAAAAUUAAAAGAAGCUGAAAAAAUUGCAUGCAAAAGAGAAGACUGUGGACGGGAACCGUGGAGGAAGCUUGCAUAUUCAGAUAGAGCACAGUGUAGUCAAGCAAGUGGCACUUCAGACUUAGUGAAAUGUAAGAAGCACUCAGAGGACAGACACUUUGCAAAAGAGGUUGCAAACAGUAGCAGCAGCAGCAGCAGCAGUAGCGACUAUAAGUUUAGUGGUCUUGACUUAGGGAAGAGAUCUGGGUCUUUAGAAAAAUGUAGAAGAGAGUCUGCCCUAGAACAAAGGCAAGAAUCUUCUGGAAAUUUGAGACCUAAAUUCUUAAAACCCUCUGAUGAGGAUCAACUAUCAUUUCACACCAAGAGGAGAAAUUUUGAACCAUCUACUUCAUCUACAUUAGUGGCUCCGGCUUCUUUACAUUGUGAUUUUAAAAAACUCACAGAGAACAGUGAAGAAAAUUUGACUUCCUGGAUCCUGCCUGGUGGGAGAGAAGGAAACCAAAAACAUUCAGAUCAAAAGCCACUGGAAACCUGGAGCAGGAGUGCUGAUCAGCACUCUCCAGGAGAUAGGAGAGAACAUUUGCAGGCUGAGAACUUGAGGGGUGAACUACCAAGAAGAGGACAUCUGCAGGAUACAAAGUCAACAUUUGCUGGUUGUUCAGAGGCAGAGUCCACCUGUAUCUUGAAUAUUGAUGAAAAGAACAAGUUGGGUGCCAAGAUUAUCAAGGCAGAGAUGAUGGGAAAUAUGGAAUUAGCUGAACAACUUAAAGCCCAACUUAAAGAGGCAAAUAAAUUUAAAGAAACCAUAACAGAGAUAUCAGCAAAAAGAUUCAGAGUAGAGCAUGAGGAUGAAGAAGUGAUCCUUAUUAGAACAGAUGAAUCUGGACGAAUGUGGCCUGUGAACACCCCCGGAGAGACCCUGGAUAUGAAAGCAAAAAGAAGGAAGAGACAAAGAGUUUCAACCCAUGCGGAUAAAGAAAGGAUCCGAUACUUUCCUGAUGAUGAUCAUCUUAGUCUCAGUGAUUUAGUCAAGAAUGAGAAGAUGGGAACAAAUAUUGAUCAAAACAGACUUUUCAUGAGAAUGGCAUCUAAGUUCAUGGGAAAACCAGAUGGAGACCAUUAUACUCUGGAUGACAUGUUUGUCUCCAAAGCAGCUGAAAAAGAACAUCUUGGUGAAAAGGAAGAGAGCCAGAGGAGGAAAGCAAUUGCAGAGCACCAGAGUCUUGCCACACAGAUGGCCAAGUGUCUGUACUGUUUUGACAGCUCUCAGUUCCCCAAGCACCUUAUUGUUGCCAUCGGUGUGAAGGUUUAUUUAUGUUUACCCAACUUCCAAUCUCUUACUGAGGGCCACUGCCUCAUAGUCCCUCUGCAGCACCUUCAAGCAGCUACCAUGUUGGAUGAAGAUAUCUGGGAGGAGAUUCAGAUGUUUAAGAAAUCAUUGGUAAAGAUGUUUGAAGAUAAAGGAUUGGAUUGUAUCUUUUUAGAGACUAAUAUGGGCAUGAAGAAGCAGUAUCAUAUGAUUUAUGAGUGUAUCCCUCUCCCAAGGGAAGUGGGUGAUAUGGCUCCCAUCUAUUUUAAGAAAGCCAUAAUGGAAUCUGAUGAAGAAUGGUCCAUGAAUAAGAAGUUGAUUGAUUUAUCUUCAAAAGAUAUUAGAAAGUCUGUGCCCAGAGGCUUGCCUUACUUUGCUGUAGACUUUGGCCUUCAGGGAGGAUUUGCCCACGUCAUUGAAAAUCAACACAAAUUUCCUCGUUACUUUGGAAAGGAAAUCAUUGGUGGUAUGCUGGAUCUAGAGCCCAGGCUGUGGAGGAAGGGCAUUGGAGAAAGCUUUGAGGACCAAAGGAAGAAAGUGUUGCAGUUUGCUCAGUGGUGGAAACCAUUUGAUGUCACCAAAAGUAAAAGCUCUUAAGUGUAUCCUGCAUGUGUCAUUUCCUCUGCUGAGCCCACUCAGUUUAUGUUUAUUAUAUUUAUAAGCAACUUUGCCUUGGCCCCUAGGGAAGGGAGCAGCAGCUGGCCACUCUAGUCACUGACACCUAGUCAAGUUGUUUUCUUCCUUAUGGCUCCUGGAGACUUAGUUUGGUGAUUGUGGAAUAAGAGCAGGUAUAUCAGGAUAAUUGGUUCACAUUCCUUUCUGUAUCUACUUCUGGCUAUUCCAAAUUAUUUGGUUACUCUAGAAAAGGACUCCAGGGGAAAGUGAGUCUGCUUCCAUGUAGAGUCUGUCGCCUAGCUUCUAUUUUGCUUUUUAUAUAAAACCAGAUGUAUUCAGUACUAAGUGAAAUUUAUUUUCUUAGUUUUAUGGAAGAGUUCUUUUUUUUCUUUUUCUACUAGUAGCAUAUAGUAUCACUCUGUAUUAUCUUUGUUAAAGAAAAGGAUUAAAAACUAAAUGAUAAUGAAAAUAUACAUAAACUCAAACUUGUUUUUAUUUUGGACCUUUAAGUAGUCUGAAUUUUGGUAAUUUUAAAAGCAAUUUUUCUAAAGAGCACAAUUUUCAGUUGUUUGGGGUUCAUGUAAAGUUAAAAUCUGUAGCCAAAUCACUGUGUUGGGGUCUUAAUGUUGUCACAAAUGUUCAAUAAUGUAAGUAUUCAGGGAAUGUUCUCUUGUUCCUACUUGAUUAAAGGUAUUUAACUUUUAUUGUUCUCAACAUUUGAUCUUGAGAAAACCUUGUAUUUAUAAAAUGUGUGUUAUAAUAAGACUUUUUUAAAAAUUCAAACUGUAGUAUUUUAUUAUAAAAUGUUAGUGCCUAGAAUCACUGUGAAGUAUGUUCCAGAGUAACUUGUGAUACAUUUAUUUUAAAGUCAGGUUGUCACUGUUCCAAUGUAUGUUCCUUGUAUGUUAAAAAAGGCAACUGUUUUUGUUCUUCUAAAAUUUCACAAAUAAUGAUAACACUUAAUGGUUUUAAUUUUCAGUACUUAUAAAUUACAUCUAAGUGUAUAUGUGUGUUUAUAUAGUAAACAGGUGUGACAGUAUUAUAUGUUUUCAAACUAUUGGCUUUGUCUCAAAUCUUAAACAAAUCUAAAACUUUCAUUUUUAUAAUCAGUGAGUUAAAACAUUUGUUUAUAAAGUGCUAAUUCAUGUUGAUAGUUCAAAAAUAUGAAUACUCCUGCUUUACAUUCUACAGAAUCUGUAGCAGGUAUAUCCCAAUGUACUCUUUGUCCUGGUUCCAGUUACUUCUUGUUUUGUUUUGUUUUGUUUUGUUUUGUUGUUGCUUUUUGUUUUUCGAGACAGGGUUUCUCUGUCUUUGCGCCUUCCCUAGAACUCACUGUAGCCCAGGCUGUCCUCGAACUCGCAGAGAUCCUUCUGCCUCUGCCUCCUGAGUGCUGGGAUUAAAGGCGUGUGCCACUACUGCCCAGCCAGUUACGUCUUAAUGCACAAUUUCUCAAAACCUCAGUGGCUUGUAAUAAUGACUAUUAUCUUGUACCGUAUGGUUGGAGCUUUCGAUGAUUUGCCUUUAUGAUGUCUGGGUCCUCGGCUAAAGUGGCUCAAACAUCUGGAGAUGACUGGAGUUGUUUCUUGAGGCUUUUGUUCUUUAUACUGCAAAUGCUAAUGUUCUAUGUGGCUUUGUCACUUAUGUACCUAGUGUCUGGGCUGGGGAACAGCAGCAGGGAAUAUUUUGGUAUCAUUUUCUCUAUAAAUGCUAUCUUCAGAAUAGUUAGAUUUUUUUCUCUUCCUUAAAACUCCCCCAGAGCAACUAUUUCAAAGGAAAACUUAACAAGUAGGAUGUGCCAGUUCCCAAGGCAGAGCCCAGAUACUAGUACAACUUGAUAUUUCUGUAUUAUGUUUGUCAAACAUGGCUUAGAGCCUACCUACAUUUAAGAAGAGGGAUGGGGCUGAGCAUGAAAGUGUAAGUCUUUAAUCCCAACACUUGGGAGGCAGGCAGGCAUGUCUCUGUUAAUUCAAGGCCAGCCUGGUCUAUGUAGUCACAGGUCAGACUAUUUAGGGAGAUCUAGUCUUAAAAAACCAAAACCAAGCCAAACAAACAAACAAGCAAACAAAAUAGUGAGUGAGUGAGUGGGUGAGUGGGUGUUGUAGUCUUGCCUUUGAUUGAAGAAAUGUGAAAUAAUGUAUGGCCACUUUUAUUUCAUUGCAAUUUGCUCUGCCUUCAAAUUUAUAUGUCUUUCCUGUUUAAAAAAAAAAAAAACUACAGCAGUGAGAGUAGCAUCUGUUAAUGCUGUAGGCAUCGUCAUUGAAAAGGAAAGAAGACAGUCAGGAGAAAUGUUCAGUCUAUAUUCUCUAGUGAGUCUGAAAUUAAACUGGGCAUAUGUUACUGUA
Messenger RNA from Peromyscus maniculatus bairdii (prairie deer mouse), 5110 nucleotides. It is a transcript of the gene Cwf19l2, whose product is annotated as CWF19 like cell cycle control factor 2. Gene Ontology annotation, biological process: mRNA splicing, via spliceosome. The record is from RefSeq and is a predicted model, not a curated record. NCBI's taxonomy places the organism in Eukaryota, Metazoa, Chordata, Mammalia, Rodentia, Cricetidae. Gene Ontology annotation, cellular component: post-mRNA release spliceosomal complex.